Molecule: messenger RNA, 414 nt
Organism: Cladophialophora yegresii CBS 114405
Lineage: Eukaryota; Fungi; Ascomycota; Eurotiomycetes; Chaetothyriales; Herpotrichiellaceae
Exons: 2
Coding region: 1-414 (137 amino acids)
Source: RefSeq, a predicted model, not a curated record
AUGGCGUGGUACUCGAUCCUCCCAUCCCACCUGACGACCUACGAAACAUGGAUCAUUCGCGCCUUUCUCAUCCUCGCCAUCCUGAACAUAAUCCCCUGGAUCCUCGCCAUCGUCUACGACGUCCUCUACUACGUCUGUCGCCAGAUCUGGCACGAGGUGCCUUUUAUCGGAGGCCGAGCGCAAGGCGCGCAGCGGCCGAGGGCGCCCAGUCUUCGCGAUCGGGCGAGGAGGAUGAGCUUCAAGGACAUUUUGACGGCUGGGGGUGGAAUUGGGGCCACAGGCGCAGGUGAGGCGGGCGAGAGGAGGGUUCAGCAGGGCCAGGGCCAAAGCCAGGGCCAUCGGAGGGAUUUGAGUAGGGAGAGUAUAUCCGAGGAGAAGGAGGAGGGGGAAGGGGAUGGCUACGAGAUAAGGUGA